Molecule: messenger RNA, 366 nt
Organism: Miscanthus lutarioriparius
Lineage: Eukaryota; Viridiplantae; Streptophyta; Magnoliopsida; Poales; Poaceae
Source: the annotation of a GenBank genome assembly
AUGGCGGCGGUUUGGUCCGUGGUGCGGCGGUUCGACCAGCCGCAAACGUACAAGCAGUUCGUGCGCAGCUGCAUGCUGCUGGUAGGCGACGGCGGUGUGGGCAAGGUGCGCAUCAUGUACGGCCUCCCCACGGCGUCUAGCCACGAGCGCCUCGACAUCCUGGACGACGACUCGACGAGAGCCACGUCCUCAGCAUCUCGGUCGUCAGUAGCGAGCACCGGCUCCAGAACUAUCUCUCCGUCACCACCGUCCACCCGUCUCCUGCUACGCCCGACGCCACCACCGCCGUCGUGGAAGGACGUGGCGCCGGGCAACACUGCCGAAGACACCCGCGUGCUCGUCGACACCAUCAUCAAGUGCUACUAA